CUUACAUAGAAGGCCAGUAUCACAUUCCCUUUUCUUCAUUCAUCGACACAAGCAUAGAGUUUUCAUUAGUUCAGCAUGGCACAUACAUUGACAGAUGAUCAAGUUGUUCGAGAAGUGUUUUGCUUGAUCGAUAAAGAUUCAGAUGGCUUCAUUAGCAUGGAAGAGCUGGCAUCAGUGAUCCAGACAUUAGAUGAUGCAAACCCUAUAAAAGAAGAUCAAAACAUGAUGAUGAUGAUGAUGGUGAUUAACGAGGCUGAUGAUAUUGAAAGAAAAGGGAAGAUUGACUUUGAAGAUUUCGUGAAUAUUAUGGCUAGAAAAAUGCAGGAAAAUGUGGUGGAUGAACUAAAAGAAGCUUUCAAAGUAUUCGACCUGGAUCAAGAUGGAUUUAUAUCAGCAAAUGAGUUAAGACAAGUAAUGAUGAACAUGGGAGAAAAGCUGACAAUGGAAGAAGCAGAACAGAUGAUCAGAGAAGCCGACUUAGAUGGUGAUGGAGUUGUGAGCUUUGAUGAGUUUGCAAGGAUGAUGAUGGUGGCCUUAUGAAACUCUUUCAUGGAUUUGCUUUCUUUGUCGGAUAUGUCCCCUUCAUAGCCACCUAUUAUCAGACUGCAAAUAACUGUAACCCUUAGAUAGAUGGUGAUACAUAAUAAAAAGAUGUUGUAUAUACUUCGUUUACCAAAAAAGAAAAUAAAAAUAAAACCGCGGCUCAUCGCGCGAGUAGUACCAUUUUCUUGUUUA
Messenger RNA from Gossypium raimondii (Peruvian cotton), 735 nucleotides. RefSeq names its product calmodulin-like protein 8. Gene Ontology annotation, molecular function: calcium ion binding; enzyme regulator activity. The record is from RefSeq and is a predicted model, not a curated record. The transcript is spliced from 4 exons. NCBI's taxonomy places the organism in Eukaryota, Viridiplantae, Streptophyta, Magnoliopsida, Malvales, Malvaceae. The coding region runs from base 76 to 540 and encodes 154 amino acids.